GAGCAGAGGUGAAGCUGGAGGAUGCCCACUCCCCGGUGCAUUCCCAGGCACUGUCCCUUGCCCAAGCGAGCAGCGCUGUUCCCCAGAUCCCCCCUGCCCCAGCUCUGAGCACCUGCAGGGUGGCUUGCAAAUCCUCAGGCUCCCAUCCCGCCGCUCAGUGGCAGCAGAGGCUGAAGUGGGUGUCCCAAUUAAUGGAUUCUGACAUGGAUUAUGAGAGGCCAAACGUAGAAACUAUCAAGUGUGUCGUGGUUGGGGACAACGCAGUGGGCAAGACCCGUCUCAUUUGUGCCCGCGCCUGCAAUGCCACGCUGACCCAGUACCAGCUUCUCGCCACCCACGUGCCCACGGUCUGGGCCAUUGACCAGUAUCGUGUUUGCCAGGAGGUGCUGGAGCGCUCCCGAGAUGUGGUGGAUGAUGUUAGUGUGUCCUUGCGACUCUGGGAUACCUUUGGGGAUCACCACAAAGAUAGACGCUUCGCUUACGGAAGGUCUGAUGUCGUGGUUUUAUGCUUCUCCAUUGCUAACCCGAACUCCCUGCACCAUGUUAAGACCAUGUGGUACCCAGAGAUCAAGCACUUCUGCCCCCGAGCACCUGUCAUCCUCGUGGGCUGCCAGCUUGACCUUCGCUAUGCUGACUUGGAAGCAGUCAAUCGAGCCAGACGACCCUUGGCCAGGCCAAUCAAACCCAAUGAGAUUCUGCCACCAGAGAAGGGGAGGGAGGUGGCCAAGGAGCUGGGCAUCCCCUAUUACGAGACCAGCGUGGUAGCCCAAUUCGGCAUCAAGGACGUCUUUGACAACGCCAUCCGGGCCGCCCUCAUCUCCCGCCGGCACCUGCAGUUCUGGAAGUCCCACCUCCGCAACGUCCAGAGGCCGCUGCUCCAGGCCCCUUUCCUGCCUCCCAAGCCACCCCCCCUCAUCCUGGUCCCAGACCCCCCUUCCAACAAUGAGGAGCGCCCGGCCCACCUGCUGGAGGACCCACUGUGUGCAGAUGUCAUCCUAGUCCUGCAAGAGAGGAUCAAAAUUUACGCCCACAAGAUCUACCUCUCCACCUCCUCCUCUAAGUUCUACGACCUGUUUCUGAUGGACCUGAGUGAGGAGGACCAGCAGGGUGUGGCUGGGGGCAGUUCUGGGGCCACGGCUGCCACCGAGCGGAUGCUGCACCAGGAGGAGAGGCACCACGGGCGCGACUUCCUCCUCCGAGCCGCCAGCUUCGACAUCUGCGAAAGCACUGAGGAGUUCAGCUCCAGCCAGCGUCCACCGUGCCUUAGAGCCUCCACCAGCGAUGGGAUCCUGCGAGGCAACAGCUACGAGAAAGGGCAGCGCGGGCUGAGGCGGGGAAGGAUCCUAUCCUCCUGGAGCCGUGCCUUCGUCAGCAUCCAGGAGGAGAUGGCCGACGACCCCCUGACCUACAAGUCCCGGCUCAUGGUGGUGGUGAAGAUGGAUCCUUCCAUCCAGCCGGGGCCCUUCCGGGCGGUGCUCAAGUACUUGUACACGGGGGAGCUGGACGAGAACGAGCGGGACCUCAUGCACAUUGCCCACAUCGCUGAGCUGCUGGAGGUCUUCGACCUCAGGAUGAUGGUGGCCAACAUCCUGAACAACGAGGCAUUCAUGAACCAGGAGAUCACCAAAGCCUUUCAUGUCAGGAGGACCAACCGCGUGAAGGAAUGCCUGGCCAAGGGGACUUUCUCUGAUGUCACCUUCAUCCUGGACGACGGGGCUAUCAGUGCCCACAAGCCCUUGCUCAUCUCCAGCUGCGACUGGAUGGCUGCUAUGUUUGGGGGUCCGUUUGUGGAGAGCUCUACCCAAGAGGUGGUGUUCCCUUACACCAGUAAGAGCUGCAUGCGGGCUGUUCUCGAGUACCUGUACACCAGCCAGUUCAGCUCCAGCCCGGACCUCGACGACAUGAAACUCAUCAUCCUGGCCAAUCGGCUGUGUCUGCCGCACCUGGUGGCUCUCACAGAGCAGUACAUGGUGGCGGGCCUGAUGGAGGCAUCGCAGAUGUUGGUGGAUAUCGAUGGGGACGUCCUCGUGUUCCUGGAAUUGGCACAGUUUCACUGCGCGUACCAGCUUGCAGACUGGUGCCUUCAUCACAUCUGCACCAACUACAACAACGUCUGUCGGAAGUUCCCCCGGGAUAUGAAGGCCAUGUCAGCAGAGAACCAAGAGUACUUUGAGAAGCACCGCUGGCCGCCGGUCUGGUACCUGAAGGAAGAGGAUCACUACCAGCGGGCCAAGAAGGAGCGCGAGAAGGAAGACUACCUCCACCAGAAACGGCAGCCCAAGAGGAGGUGGCUUUUCUGGAACACCUCCUCUCCCCCUUCCUCAUCAGCAGCCACAGCCUCCUCCUCCUCCUCAGCUGUGGUUUGACAGCCCCCCCAUCGCCCUCGCCCCAGCGUCCCUGUGAGAAGGUGGCGGCCGACCGACUCCUACCAGCAUCUGGUCCACCAGGCUUGAAGUAGACACCACCAGCUAAGCCCUUCAGUGGAGAACGUGGAAAGAGAGUCCUUGGUAGGGUGGGCGCAUGCGAUACAGGGGGGCUCAGGACUUUGAGCCCCUGGAUCCCCUUAGGAGUUCUCCAGGGUCCUGCUCCCUGCUGUAGUUGCUCUGGUUGGAGACAAAGACUGGGUGGCUUUCAGAGCAGGGCCCCCACCACGGGGUGGCUGGCAUGCCGAAGGCUUUGCAGAGACUUGGUAGUAGGAGAACCUCACAUUUACCGGAGCGUGAGCCUUCUUUGGUUUUAAAAACAAUAUUCUACAAGGAGAAAAAUGAAAUUCCUUCAGGUUCUGCUUUUAUUUUUUAACUGGAGGUUGUGUCUUGUUUUGUCCAAUGGCAACUCAUGCCUGGGACAUUUCAAACCACAGCAGGAACAUGCCCCGAGGUUUCCGCUGGGGCUCAUUUGACAGGGAGCAGCCCGUUUCUCUUCGCACUUACUGGCCUGGCUCUGGACCAUUUGCUUAGGCAAGGCACGUCUCCUGGGACCAGCCUAAGCCUGUACAACCUUCCAGGAGAGCCCCAUGGACACCCAAGCAGCUUCAGCCUGGGAAUCGGUCUUGCUUUGUUGCAGGUGGGGAGUAUCUUCACCAAGCAGCCAGCUCCUCGACUGAGCGAGAGCCCCACCCCCAUCCUCAGCCUUCCUUCCUACUUCGCAAGCUCUCCCAGGAGGAUGUGGCAUUUAACAAUCCCAGCUGGAGUCGGCUGAGGUUCUGUGAAGAGGCUGCAGGUUUAGCCAGGGCCAGGUGGGGAGCAUGAGCUGAGAAAAGUUUUGGGACAGACUGCUUCUGCACCAGUGUGGGACCCCAGACUCUGACUUCUUUUUAAAAAACCCCGCACACACACCCCCAACUCUCAGUGGUUGGGAUUUGAGCUCUGAAGGCUCCAUUGUAAUAAAUGGUAUUUUAAAGACCAGCAUGGUUCCUGUGUGUUUGGAAAGAAGCAGGUGCUGCUUAGGAAGGCAGGGCUCACCUGCCCCUGUGGAUAUCACUGACUAAUCCCUCCCCCAUGCCCCCACCUAGCCAGCCACACACCUGGCAAAGCCACAGACUGGCUGGAGGUCAUUGAAGGCAAAGCAGCUGAGCACCACCACUCACAUGAAACAGUUUAAGAGCAGAGCCGUCGAUCAACCUCACGCAGGCAAAGCUCCCAUUGAAGUCAGCAGGAGUUUUGCUACAGAGCUGCCUAAUACUAUUUAGCAGGCUCCAUCCAGAGAGGCACAGAGCAGCGGUUUGCUCUGAAUCCAAAUCAGGCAGAAAACUCCUUGCCAAGGAGCCAGCCUCUAGUCUGGUGCCCUCUCCAAUUGAGGGUGGUACCUCAGGGCCUGCAGUCAGGGCAACAAGGCAAAGGGAGAGAACAUGUGUGCUUUGGCAUGGUCAUCUCUUUUGAUAAAGGGAGCAUCCGGAACCUGUCCUGGCCCAUCCCAACAGCUGUUAAAGGAAGAGCUGUCCCACAGAGCAGCUUUGGAGGAUGCUAGUUUCAUAUACAGGUGUCUUGAGGGAUCAUCUUUAAAAUAUAUUUUUACACUUAAGUGGGGUGACUCAGCUCCCCACCAGAGGGCAGGGACAGUUGCAGAGCUGUGUGCAUUUUCCACUCAACGCCCCACCUGGAGCAGAGGGCCAAUUCCCCUGCUACGAGUCAUAUCCACCUCCACAAGGCGGGGCUGCACCCCGAGCAGUAACUGACAAGGGAAUGUGGUAGGUAGUGUGGAAUUAGGGUCUGAUCUAACAGCCAUGCAUUCAGGGGGAGUUUUUCCUAGCUGGGUCAGGGUCAUUAGCCUUAAUGUUGCUGGUGACAGCUAAAAUGGAAUCAGGGAGCUCUGAGGGCAACAAUCCUCUUGAUGCGCUCUGGCAGCAUGAGACCUUUCAGGAGGUGGGCAAGAGCAGGAUGAGGUAGUCCAUUCCAUCUCUGUACCAAGGCAGAAGGGUCAUUUAUUCCUUUGCUGGUCCCCUCCCCGAGAGGGGCACUUAUCUUGUGCACAUCAAAAGGGCAGGUCUGCUUCCACCUCCCAUUAAGACCCCACUUCAGCAUUUGUCCAAGGCAGUGCUUUGUGCACACAAAGAAAAAUUCAACCCGGUGCCCAAUGGCAUACUAACCUUAGGAGCCAGCCUCUCCUUUUGCAAUGAUGGGGAAGUCAGGGGGAUACAGAACCCAGAUCUCUCCCUCUGGUUGUGUCUGAUUAGAGGGAUGCCAACCUUUCCUUGGAAGCCAGACCUGUGUUGAGCUCGCCAGGGUGCAGUUUCUCUGCAACCUGGCUUGGUGGAGAUGCAGUGAUAUAUCAACAGAGCAUUACUGCUGGCUUUGACACUACACAAAUCUAUCAAGGAGGCCCCACUUCCACCCCCAGAUGCCAAAAGCUUAUUACAGUGGAUAACUUUGCUUCUGCCUGGCCAAUGUUGGUUUUGACACAAAAUGAGGUCGGUCUGGGGUAGGUGCCACUGAAGGUCUGAUGAUCCUUUGCAGUGCACCUGGUGUAAUUUACAUGUGCACCAUAUGGAUGUUAAAUGUUAGCAAGUGUGAAUGGUCAGGAGACUUGGGGGGGUCAUUUGCAUAUGAAUCUCAUUGGUUAGUGGAGAAAUACCCAGGAGCAAGCGUUUGCUCUGCUGUGGUUGCUGCCAUGAAGGGGAAAAACCACUGUGGAAGGAUCAUAACAGCCACAAUGAACUGUAGACCAGAUGAUGUAAACAUGUGACUUCACUCCAGUUAGAGCUAUGUAGAUACACACCAACUCGAUCUCCAUUAAAACCCAGACCACUAAGUCAACAUUGUGGCUGAAGGCUGCGGUGGGCCGGAGGGAGAGAGACUAGAAGAGAAACUACAGCAUAUAAAAAGUUUAUUCUUUCUUCAUUCAAGUCAUGUAUAAAAAACUGGAAAUACUUAAAAAAAACUGGCUGGGCCAGAGCUCUGUAUAAACAACUACCACACACAGGAAAAAGGAAAAAAAAAAUCCUAUUUUUAUAUUACCUUUCAAGUUAAUUUACAUUUAAAAUUCCUAAUAAAUACAUAAAUAUGG
This is a messenger RNA of Dermochelys coriacea (leatherback sea turtle), 5502 nucleotides long. It is a transcript of the gene RHOBTB2, whose product is annotated as Rho related BTB domain containing 2. Gene Ontology annotation, biological process: small GTPase-mediated signal transduction. The record is from RefSeq and is a predicted model, not a curated record. NCBI's taxonomy places the organism in Eukaryota, Metazoa, Chordata, Testudines, Dermochelyidae. Gene Ontology annotation, molecular function: GTP binding; protein binding; GTPase activity.